AAGGAAAAUGGGGGACAAUCUGUUUUGAUGGAUGGGACUUCAAAGACGCCAGGGUUGCAUGUCGUGAACUUGGGUAUACAGAUGCUGUCAGACCUCUUAGGCGGUUGUUCCUGGUUCCUUUCGGUUCUGGACCUGUAUGGUUGGCUCAUGUCGAUUGUAAUGGGAAGGAAACAAAUAUAAAGAGUUGUUCUCAUCUUGACUGGGGAAGUCACGUUUGCCCACAUUCUGAAGAUGCUGGAGUGGAAUGUACCACGAAAGUUUUUGAAGGUAAAUCUGGAUCAUUGAGGAUACGGGGACCCAUGAGUGCAAAUGGAACAGGUCGCGUUGAAAUACUUCAUGAUGAACAAUGGGGGACAAUCUGUGAUCAUGGAUGGCGUAUGAAAGACGCUAGGGUUGCUUGUCGUCAGCUUGGUUAUCCAGAUGCUGUCAGAUCACUUCAUGGGAACGAGGUUCCUUCUGGUUCAGGGCGGAUAUGGUUAGCUCAUGUAGCUUGCAAUGGAAACGAGACAAAUAUCACAAGUUGUUCUCAUCAUGGUUGGGGAAAUCAUUAUUGUACACAUUCCGAAGAUGCUGGAAUAGAAUGUAGUAACACCGUUUUUGCAGGUAAGCCUGGAUCACUGAGAAUACAAGGUCCCAUGAGCGUAAAUGGAACAGGUCGCGUUGAAAUACUUCAUGAUGGACAAUGGGGGACAAUCUGUGAUCAUGGAUGGCGUAUAAAAGACGCUAGGGUUGCAUGUCGUCAGCUUGGUUAUCCAGAUGUUGUCAGAUCACUUCAUGGAAACGAGGUUCCUACUGGUUCCGGACGUAUAUGGUUAGCUCAUGUCGCUUGCAAUGGAAAAGAACCAAAUAUCACAAGUUGUUCUCAUCAUGGUUGGGGAAAUCAUUUUUGUACACAUUCCGAAGAUGCUGGGAUAGAAUGUAGUAACACUGUUUUUGCAGGUAAGCCUGGAUCAUUGAGAAUACGAGGUCCCAUGAGUGCAAAUGGAACAGGUCGCGUUGAAAUACUUCAUGAUGGACAAUGGGGGACAAUCUGUGAUCAUGGGUGGCGUGUGGAAGACGCUAGAGUUGCUUGUCGUCAGCUUGGUUACCCAGAUGCUGUCAGAUCCCUUCAUGGGAACGAGGUUCCUUCUGGUUCAGGACGGAUAUGGUUAGCUCAAGUAGCUUGUAAUGGCAAAGAGCCAAAUAUCACAAGUUGUGCUCAUCAUGGUUGGGAUAAUCAUUUUUGUAAACAUUCCGAAGAUGCUGGAGUAGAAUGUAGUAAAAAAGCGACAGGAAUUCCAACGACUAGAAGUACCAAGAAAUCUGGAGCAAAGUCAAUUAGGUUACAAGGACCAUCGUGUGCAAAUGGAACAGGUCGUGUACAGGUAUUCUACAAAAGAGAAUGGGGGACAGUGUGUGAUGACGAAUGGGAUAUAAACGAUGCUAGGGUUGCAUGUCGUCAACUUGGUUAUUCAAAUGCUCCCCACGGGUAUCAGGUUCCUUCUGGUUCUGGACGAAUAUGGUUGGACGAGGUCGCUUGUACAGAGAGCAAACUAUAA
This is a messenger RNA of Dendronephthya gigantea, 1538 nucleotides long. RefSeq names its product deleted in malignant brain tumors 1 protein-like. The coding region runs from base 300 to 1538 and encodes 412 amino acids. The record is from RefSeq and is a predicted model, not a curated record. The transcript has 6 exons. Gene Ontology annotation, cellular component: membrane. NCBI's taxonomy places the organism in Eukaryota, Metazoa, Cnidaria, Anthozoa, Malacalcyonacea, Nephtheidae.